Messenger RNA from Centrocercus urophasianus (Greater sage-grouse), 3632 nucleotides. It is a transcript of the gene SRSF10, whose product is annotated as serine and arginine rich splicing factor 10. Gene Ontology annotation, molecular function: RNA binding. The transcript is spliced from 6 exons. The coding region runs from base 42 to 830 and encodes 262 amino acids. The record is from RefSeq and is a predicted model, not a curated record. Lineage: Eukaryota; Metazoa; Chordata; Aves; Galliformes; Phasianidae.
GCGCCCGGGCCCCGCCGCUCGCCGCCCCUCGUGCCGCCGCCAUGUCGCGCUACCUGCGCCCUCCCAACACUUCGCUCUUCGUGCGGAACGUGGCCGACGACACCCGGUCUGAAGACUUGCGCCGUGAGUUUGGUCGUUAUGGGCCUAUAGUUGAUGUAUACGUUCCGCUUGACUUCUACACUCGUCGUCCCAGAGGAUUUGCUUAUGUUCAAUUUGAAGAUGUCCGCGAUGCUGAAGAUGCUCUCCAUAAUUUGGACCGAAAGUGGAUUUGUGGUCGGCAGAUAGAAAUCCAGUUUGCACAGGGCGAUCGGAAGACACCAAAUCAAAUGAAAGCCAAGGAGGGGAGAAACCUAUACAGUUCUUCUCGUUACGAUGACUAUGACAGAUACAGGCGAUCUAGGAGCCGGAGUUACGAAAGGAGACGAUCUAGAAGUCGCUCUUUUGAUUACAGCUAUAGAAGAUCAUAUAGUCCCAGAAACAGUAGACCUACUGGAAGACCUCGUCGUAGCAGAAGCCAUUCGGACAAUGAUAGGUUCAAACACCGCAAUCGAUCUUUUUCAAGAUCUAAGUCCAAUUCAAGAUCACGAUCCAAGUCACAGCCCAAGAAAGAAAUGAAGGCUAAAUCACGGUCUAGGUCUGCAUCUCACACCAAAUCUAGAGGCACUUCUAAAACAGAUUCUAAAACACACUAUAAGUCCAGCUCAAGAUAUGAAAAGGAGUCGAGAAAAAAAGAACCAGCUAGAUCCAAAUCACAGUCAAGAUCACAUUCUAGAUCUAGGUCAAAAUCCAGAUCAAGGUCUUGGACUAGUCCCAAGUCCAGUGGCCACUAAUAGUGAGUCCACGUUGGUUUUAGGCAUGUAAGACUCAUUUACACACAGUUCAGUUUACUUAAAUUAUCAGGAAUAUGAUGUUGCAACAGUGCUAAAAAAAUCUUUUCUUCGUCAGUUUUCCCUGUAGCAGACAACAAUGGUUAAAGUUUAAAACAGUGUGGAGCAGCCACUGAGACAGAGGGAGAGAGAGAGAGAAUGUCCUCUUGGUUACGUGUUAUGGGCAGCUCUGAAUUGAUUGUGGUGUCUCAAUGUAUAUUUUUGUAAAGAUUUGCAUUUUGAAUGCUUAGAUAUCGGUGAUGACUUGAUUGGUCGUAAUUUGCAACCUUGUCCUGUUCAAAAUGUCAUGCCCAUAGCAAUUGAUACCAGUUUGUACUGAACAGUUAAACCAGCUGUUUAACGUGUUCUUUAACGCUAAACGUUGUGAUGAAAUGGAAAACUGGACAGCUGUAGCGCAACACUGACUGCUGUGAAAUGCAGACUGGUAAUUUUACGUUUUCAUUGUUCAGAGGCAGGUUUCUGUGUUCUCCAUGCCCAGUGACAAGUAGGUUCGUAAGUGGAGCUCUGUGGAGAGAGAUUUUUGAAAUUUCUCUGCCAUCUGGAGAGGUGGUGCUAGUGCUGCAUGUACUGCACGGGACACAGCUGGUCUUGGAAGCCCGGUCAGAGGCUGUGCAGUGUUGUGAGUUGUCAGGAAAGGGGCUUCACUGCUCUUGGCCUGGCUGCUAAUACUAAAUAUGUGAGGGUGGAGGGGGGGGACCUUGAAAUGGAAAAUUAAAUUGAGAUUCCAGAAAAUGGCAGAGCAUCUAAAUAUUAGGUUGUGUGUAUAUUUUACGCAGUUUUUGUAUCUAUUCUAAAUUUUAGUGAGCAGUUAACCAUGAGAUUGCUUAGUUUUCCCGCUGUUAGAUGCAAGUAGAUUGUUUCAAGUUGUGUGUGUACAGUAUAUAAGAACUCAACUUUUAUGCCAAUGACUCCUGUGGUUAGUUGGUGUAUUCAUAGGUAUAAAACUGUAGCCAUCUCUCUUCUCGAGUAAAAAAGGCUUGCUUUUAUACAUUGAGAAAUAUUUAGUCAAGCAAGUCUGAAUCACUUCUUCCUCAGAAUGGAUAGUGGUUUGGUUACAAAAUUUCAUUUUACUUAAGAACAAGUGUUUAAAGUUGGAUAUGAACAAGAGCUGCAUCUCUAGCUAUUUAGUUUCACUAAUGCAGUGCAUUUAGUAAAUCAAAUGUGAAAAAUAACAAAACCAGUGUGUAAUCUUAACAGUAUUUCUCUAGAAGAAGGCAAGAUAUUUUGUUAUGAAAAUGGCUUUUGGCAUUGUUUUUUUUUUUUUCUCUUUGUCUUAAAAGCCAGCAUCAGACACCCGGUGUUCCAUGCUGUCUGUGUAGUGAAUGAAGACACAAAUUUCAAAAAGAUCAUCUUUAGAGAAGUGUUUUAGGGUUUGGUUUUAGUGUUCAGCAGGGCCUUUCAAGAAAUGCAAAUGGCUUUUAAAUGUUAGUGGCAGAACGUGCUUAGGGGAUUGAUUCUAGGAACCUUGGUACGUUUGAUGGUGUUUCUGACUUUUUCCUUUACUGUUUGCAGUUACUGUUCAUGUUCUGCUAUGCAAUCAUUUAUAUGCACGUUCCUUUAGUUUUGUAGACUUUCCUGGAUGUAUAGUUUAAAAACAGCAUAAAGUCUAUUUAAAACUGUAGCAGUAGUGUGCAGCUCUAGCAGAGGAAAGUUGUGGGAUUAAACUUUGUAUUUCCUUUCUUAUAGAGGCUUCUAAAAAGGUAUUUUUAUAUGUUCUUUUUAACAAAUAUUGUGUACUACCUUUAAAACAUCAAUGUUUUGAUCAAAAUAACUAAAGACCCAGCUUAUUUUCUGCUUGCUGUAAAUUUAGCAAACAUGCUGUAAUAAAAAAAAUGAAGGAAAUACUGAUCCACUGGAAUUAUUGUAGCUUUAGAAUUUGACUCCAAAGCAUGGCUAGGAAGAGCUGUGCAUCCUCUAUGGAGUAAAAUCCUUACUAUAGUAUUUCAGUAAAAUCAGGAAUUUAUCAUUUGUUGCCUGAGUAAAUAUCAUUUUCUAUCUUUAAAGGGGUACUAGAUGAAAUAAGAAUGAUAAGCAUGUGCUUUGGUCUAACAUAUUGACAUUUCUUUUUGGUUAACUUUCAUUAUUACUGGAUAGGCUUCUCUAUGGUUUUAAUUCAGAUAUUAGUCACAUUAUGAACUACUGAAAAUCAGUGACUGAAGAUUCACAUAUAACCAAAUUUCUCGCAAUGGCUCAUCGCCGUACGUUUGUCAUAUUAAAAAAGUGCCAGCUGAGGUUCUCUAGCAACUUGCUGCUUAGAAUUCAAGCUGCCUGUGGUAUAUACAAGUAGUCCUUUGUCAGCUACAGAAUAAAAACUAUUCUGAGAAUCACUUGAAUGCUUAGGAAGUGUAAGAGUGGGCUUACCAGUCACUGGGCUGUGGAUAUCAUUGUUGUGCAUAGAAAUGGCUUGCAACAGCAGAAAGCCCACACUUCUUAAGCUUCUAUAAAUGAAUGUGCUUUUCAGAACUGAAAUACUGCUUAAUGGUUCACCGUUCUCUUGGGAGUGUGCAGUUGUGUUUCAAUCAGCAGCCUGCAGAGGAUUGCUGCACCUAAAGUUCACAUUAGCCCAGCCAGAAUUACGGGUACAACUACAGGGAGGAAGGGAGGGAGAACAUCUUUGUAGUCCAGACUGUUUCUGAUUUGUGUUGAAAGAGUAAUAGUGACAUACCUUAAUAAUUGUGUCCUUAUAUUGUGUGCCUCAACAUUUGUAUAUAGCACAGUUUAAUUUUUUUUUUUUUGUUUUGAAAA